AUGGCAGGCCGUCUUUCCCUCGUUUUUCUGUGCUCUGCCUUGCCGCUGCUUGUUGCGUCGCAACAGUGCGAUCUGCAAUUCGAUGGUCGGGUACCAUCGAACUUCGUUGCCGCAACAUUUGACAAGGCCAAUAACGUCUUCAACCCGGAUAAUGUUUUCGGGCAGAAUUUGACUCUCAGCCAGGUUGUUCAACUACAGAGCAACCUUUCGUCACUGUUUGAUGACAGGACGGUGCCGGUUGAGGUUACUAUUAAUGACGAGUCUAUAUUUGCACCAAGUGCGACCAACAUUCAGAAUGGUUUCCGUCGUGCAGAGCUACUGAUAGCAAGUAACAAUGGCACGGACGCGUCCACCACUGGCGUGAAGACUUUGCACUUCAGCUUGAAGAAGGACUCUAACCGUCCCCUGAACCUGACUCACGAGUACCAACUGGUCUUCCUAGAGAGCAGCGAUUUCAGUACCAAUCAGGUUGUGUUGAAGACGGGUACUAUUCUCGGCCAAAAUACACCGGAUCCCGACACUCUCCAGCUUUUUGGAAACGUCAACUCGAACCCGGUUCAAACUUUGUUCAGUACACCCUUCACGGCGGGCGUGUUCCACAACUUUGCAGUGACGCUCGAUUUUGGUUCUCUUACAACCCAAGUAUUCUACUCUCAAGGAUGCCAAGCACUUGUUGCGCAAACCGAUGCACUUGCGAAUGAUGUCAGCGGCCAGGGUCAAUUCCAUUUCGGCUUGUUGAAGAAAGGUCUCAACGGGGGAGAUGAUAUUGUUCAUAAUGGUGAACAGGAGGCCGGGAUUAAUGAAGGUAUCAUAUAUGGUGGUAUCUUCGAAGAAGACAGUUCGACUGGCUGUAUCAGUUUGUCUCGGUAA
This is a messenger RNA of Neoarthrinium moseri, 870 nucleotides long. RefSeq lists its product as uncharacterized. Lineage: Eukaryota; Fungi; Ascomycota; Sordariomycetes; Amphisphaeriales; Apiosporaceae. The transcript has 5 exons. The record is from RefSeq and is a predicted model, not a curated record. The coding region runs from base 1 to 870 and encodes 289 amino acids.